AUGGCGAGUGACGGCACAGCCAAGGCAGAAAGCUUCCUGACCUUCCUGGUCGAGGAUUUGCAAAAGUCGACUUCGUCAUAUGCCACGCUGGUCAUUGUCAUCGUCUUUGCGAUCCUCGUUCACAAGUUUUCGUCACCUCACGUUGACGGUCGCGAGCCGCCGACGAUGAAGCCUAGGAUCCCUAUCAUCGGUCAUUUGAUCGGAAUGAUACAGCACCAAAGCCGGUAUUUCAAGGUCUUGGAGCGCCGGAAUAUGGCGAUCGCGACGCUGCCUAUUUUGAAUGGCAAAGUUUAUGGCAUCUGGGACCCAAUACUGAUCCAGGCCGUCUAUCGGAAUCGAAACCUGUCGUUCGAGCCAUUCGCGGUGGAGUUCGCGCAGAGAGAGCUUGGUUUCAACAACGAGACCCUCAAGAUCAUUCAAGAUAGCACCUUGUUGCCCGAGUUCUUUGAGGGUAUCCAUGUCGGUAUGGCCGCAGAUAAUCUGCAUCGGAUGAAUGCCGCCGCCCUCUCCUAUGUGUCUGAUGCGUUGGACGACCUCUGCAAUGGGAAUGAAGCUUACGAGACGACCAAUUUUUGGGUGUGGAUGCGGGACUUGAUGACAAUGGCGACGACAGAAGCAUUGUACGGGCCCGGGAAUCCGUUGAAGAAGGAUGCAAGCUUGAUGAAGGACACCUGGAUCUUCGAAUCUGACCUGCCGGUGUUGAUGCUCGGCGUAGCGCCGUCCAUCACGGCGCGCAGAUGCUUCCAGGCGAGAGAACGGCUCCAAGCAGCGCUGGGCGAAUACUACGGAAGCGACGGCGAUUCGCACAAGGAUGCAUCGCAGAUCGUCAAGAACCGCGCCAACGUCCUGCGGAAUCACGGCAUCCCGGGCAAGGAAGUCGGGGUAUUUGAGGUUGCGCUGCUGCAUGUGGCCACGUCCAACACCAUCCCGACUUUGUUCUGGUUCAUGGUGCACGUCUUCAGUCGUCCCGAAUUGGUAGCCCGUCUCAGGGACGAACUCCUGCCGGUGGCGCAACAUGGGGGCAACGGAGAAGUCACACUUGAUAUUGGUACCCUUGACGAACGUUGUCCAUUGCUCGUGCGCUGUUAUCGCGAGGCGAUUCGGAUAUCGAACAAGGGAAUGGGCAACAGACGCGUCUUGGAGGACACGACGAUUUCGGAUGGGAAUGGAAGGUCAUACCUCCUCAAGAAGGGUUGCAACGUGCAGAUGUCCGCCCAAGUUAGUCAUAGCUUGGAGAAAGCGUGGGGACAGGAUCACGAGUCGUUUGAUCCGGACAGGUUCGUCGUGAAGACAGGAAAGGAAAAUUCCGAGGCCGAGAAGAUGAAGAGAGCGGCCUUCAUACCCUUUGGCGGUGGGAGGCACCUGUGUCCGGGACGCAACUUUGCGUUUGCAGAGAACCUUGGCUUCGUGGCGUCUCUGUUGCUAGGGUUUGACGUUGUGCCUCUUGACGGGAACAUGGAGCAGACGGUGAAGGUGCCCCAAGCAGCGGGAUGUUUGAUGACGGGAGCUGCGGUCAAGCCCGUAGAUGAUGGCCAGGGCUACGGAGUCCGAGUUCGGAGGAGAGAGAGAUGGGAAGGUGUGAAAUGGCGGUUCAUUAGCUGA
Messenger RNA from Colletotrichum orchidophilum, 1602 nucleotides. RefSeq lists its product as uncharacterized. Lineage: Eukaryota; Fungi; Ascomycota; Sordariomycetes; Glomerellales; Glomerellaceae. The coding region runs from base 1 to 1602 and encodes 533 amino acids. Gene Ontology annotation, molecular function: monooxygenase activity; heme binding; iron ion binding. The transcript has 3 exons. The record is from RefSeq and is a predicted model, not a curated record.